AGCGCGCCCUCUGCGCAUGUGCGGGACGGGCGGGGCGCGGAGUGCCGAUGACUGUCCGGAGCGCGUGUGCCGGAAGUGUGGCAGGGCUGCCGGCGGAAGCGGCGCGGCGGAGGACCGGAAGUGUGGCGGGGCUGCCGGCGGAAGCGGCAGAGGACCGGAAGUGUGGCAGGGCCGAAGGAGGAGGCGGUGCAUCGGUAGGCGGAAGCCGGCUCCACGUGGGGAGAAUGUCGGCUUCCCUGCUGAGGAAGGGGCUGGAGCUGCUGGAGACGGAGACGGCGGCGGGGCACCAGCCCGGGCUCAGCGGCCCCCAGCAGCGGCCGCGCACAGCCCCGAAGAGGAGGAAGGCGGCUCGGGGGCCUGGCAGGGGCAAGACCACGGUCAAGGGCAAAGUCACCAAGUCGGCGAUAGAGGAGUAUCGGAAGCACCAGGCUGUGGAUCACUUGAAGAAGAACUUGCAGUACAUGACAAAGGGCCGAUUCACUGCGGACAAAACCAUCACGCAGCAGGUUCUCGACCAGAAUAGGGGCAGGAAAUCUAGAGACCGCCCCCCAAAGAAGCCAAAGAAGAAAUCUAAAGGCACUGUCUUCACGGAGGAAGACUUCCAGAAGUUUGAGAGAGAAUACUUUGGGCGAGCUGGAGCAGUGUGAUGAGAACUCUUGCAGCUCCAGGCUUUCCAAAACUGAGUGUUCAGAGCAUGGGACUGACCGUGUCCUCCUGUUUGGGAUGGGAGACCAGGGGAGUGGGAUGAUACCUCAUGCCAGCAUAUGUUUAGAUGUCACGUCCAAUGCGAGACUUCACACACGUGUACAGAAUUUGUUAGUUACUAGCAUGGGAUGUGAUGCUGUAGACUCAAAAGCAUCCAGGGAGAUCAUGUUGUUAGGGUGCAUCAUGUUUCCUCUACUGCCCAGUUCCAGCCAGCACCUCACUCAUGUUCUCCUGGAGUAGAGCAGACUCUUCAUUCAAGCCAGAUGCAAACUCUGCUCUUCUGAGACAGGAUCCUUCUAUCCAUCUGUUCUGGAAAAGACAGCUUAAAGUGGCAGGUCUCAUUACGGGAAGCACAGGAGACUAUUUAGAGCUGAAUUGUGGAGCAGCUGGAACAAAUUAUCAGAAAAAGGAAGGAUACUCUAGGAAGGAGAAGAUGUGAGUACUAUUCAAACCUCUGUUUAGGUUAUGAUCUCCAUCAGGCAAGGACCUUCACUUUUUUCUCCUUGUGUAAUGCCAUGUAGGCUUAUGGUGCUUGAACAGUAGUCACUAUGGCAGAGAAUGUACUUGCGUACCUCUGUGGUAGAAUGAUUAUUCCAAUAGGGUGGGGUUGGCAGAGGUGAAACAGGUCAUUCAGGCACAAUUCUUUUUAGGCUGUUUUAGGGCUGUGUGAAAGGUCUCUGUGCUCCAUGUUAAUAUAUGGAUAUUUUCUACUUUCCUUCAUUGGACUGCUGAGUGGAAGUGAAAUAACCCUUCUGUACUGGACUCCUCCGAGCCUUCCCUCCCACAAAUCUCCUUAUACAGCUGGUAGUUUACACUCAAGCCCAUUAAAUCAGGGUACUAAACACAUGGGGGUAGUGUUGCUGCAUAGUACAGCUGGCCCUAGUAUUAACCCACAUAUCAGCUCCUCUGUCCCAAACCUGCUAGGUGUGGCUAUCUGUCACUUCCCCUGAGAAUACCCACCCCUCCCUGCCUUGCAAACACCAGCUGGUGAAGGUGAAGGCAGUAUACUGUUGAGAACUUUUGGCUGGUGAUUGUGAUGCUGGGUCAAGGGAGGCAAUUCUCUCCUACCCAAAAACUAAUGCUAAAUGCUUUGGAUGUUGUAACAUGUAGUUUGGCCAGCAGGUGGGGAAGUUGUCCAUUGUGCUACCCCUAUACAAUGUGUUUCUAGAGGGUUGGUGGCUACUUCGCCAUCCGUUAUACUCCCCAGAAAGUAGGACCUUUGUUCUCCACUUGAAAACAAAGGGGUAAAAAGAAUGAGUGCCCCCUCUCCUCCCUCCCCCUCAAAAAAAGUAGCCCAAAUAUGAAUUAUGUGAAUCAUUGCCUCUGUGUAAAAUAGGCUGGCUGAGCUUCAAUGUCGAGCAGCCCUGUACACUCUCUUCCUUUCAUUCUCAUUGCAAUCGCCAAAUUUGUUCCUGUUGCUCCUCUUUCCUCACUGGUGUGUUCUACCACUGUUAAGGAAAAGUUAGCACAUGUGACUCCAUUUUGGUUUGGGGCCCACCAUUGUUUAAAUGCCAGCACAUCAUACACCAGGAGGAGUGAUCCUUAGAUACUGAAUCCCUGUGAAAAUCCUCCUCCUUGUCUCCAACCUGCCUUGACUCCCAGUAUCUGGUUUUUGUCAGUCUCUAACUCCCUGUCUCUUGGCCUUGAUGUGAGGCCUCCCAUCCUGAUAGUAAAGGUUACUGAUGCAUGGCUUUAGGACCAUGCUGUGUAAUUAACAUACUGGUAUAGCACGAGGAAUGCACCAAGCAGGGAUAGGUGGUAGAUAAGACAAGGGUUUGUUUAUUGGCUAAGGUUUCCGAUGCACAAGGGCAACAUGCUUUGCUAAAAAGUAUAUAACCUUUGUAUAAUCUGUAUUCAGGGUCCCCUCCUGGCUAGCAGGGGGGCACCACGCUCGAGCGUAAUAAACUUAGUGUCUUUUGGGAACUCUGCAGUUGUGGACUUUGUUUAUGUGCCUCAGCCUAGAUUCGAACUGUGCGUGUCCUACCAGGUGUAAUUCGUAGCAUUUGUGUGCGUGUCCUACCAGGUGUAAUUCGCAGCAGGUGUGUGUGUGUCCUCUCAGGUGUAAUUCAUAACACCACCCACUUACCUGCAAUACACAGUGACCAGAUGGAGAGUGGGGGAGGAUUUCUCAGAAAUGCAAGGUUUGGGAAGCCAAGAUAUUAUUGAAACAGGAAGCUGUAGUGACCAAAUACAGCUAAUUCUGGGAAUUAGUGUUCCUUAUUGUACAUGUUGCUUGGAACUUCUUGCGUAAGAGGAUGGAAAGGGGAUUUCUCAGUUACUCAUUUCUCUCUUCUGCAGACACACUAGAGCAGUGCAAAGACCAGUUCCCUUCUUUUGUACGUGUUCUUGGUGCAAAAACAGAAAAAUGUAUAUGGCAAUGAGUAGCUUUUCCUGGUUUUUUUAACUGUACUUUGAAUUUGUUUCCAGUUGGCUAGAGUACGUUUAGAGAGCCAUUUUUAAUUUGCCAUCUUGUUUAAAAUAAAGGUAUCAUACAUAC
This is a messenger RNA of Chelonia mydas (Green sea turtle), 3202 nucleotides long. RefSeq names its product ribosomal protein S19 binding protein 1 (gene RPS19BP1). NCBI's taxonomy places the organism in Eukaryota, Metazoa, Chordata, Testudines, Cheloniidae. Gene Ontology annotation, cellular component: nucleolus. The record is from RefSeq and is a predicted model, not a curated record. The coding region runs from base 48 to 647 and encodes 199 amino acids. The transcript is spliced from 4 exons. Gene Ontology annotation, molecular function: enzyme binding.